CUUCUGUCAAAAUGGUUGAACGAAAAUUUGAGCUCAUAGACGAGCAUGACUUCAACAGAACUUACCACGGCUUUUCAAUACACGAGCAAUGGCAAGCCUGGGAGACCGCCCACUUGUUCUGCGUCAACGAAAUUGUUGAGAAUCCAACCGACGGCGCGCGGCUUGUUUCAAUCGGCUGCAAUAAUGGCGAUGCUAGUUCACCAAACUGCACUACAGCAUGUUCGAACGCAACGCUCAUGUACAGUUCACCAGUAAACCUGUGGAACUGCAUGACUCUCGCGACGUUAGGUAUACUUGUUGGUCAGGGAAACAAUACGAUUGACCGCGAUAGUGAGAGGAAGAUGGAUGAGAGAUUUCAUUUUGGGACUGUUGAGAAGUUCAAUUCCUUGAAUGUCUUUCGGAAAGUCAGAGACUGUGCUUGGGCGUCUUGCUCUGACUCUACGUAUGGCAGCUGUACGAGCAGUCUUCAAGGGUUCAAGUGCGGUCCUGUGUCGCCGGAUAACAUCGCCGAGUUUGGGAGGGCUAUGGCAAAACCGUAUUGUCAGGCUGCAAGUGCUGGUAUUGAUUUGGACAUCGCUGGACAAGGUAUCGUCACGGCGUAUAUCAUCCAGCUCGCCCUUGUCCUUUUCCUAGGCCUCUGCUUCAAACUCACAACGUCCUGGAUCCGAAACUUCGGCCGCAUAGCUAGUUGGCUUCAACAAGGCGCUGUCUGCAAGAAACAUGUCAGAAAUGGCAGACAACACUGUCUCAAACACGCUUCGCAAAUGCUGCAUCCUCAGCUCUGCUGGAUUUCCAAGAGUCGCAAGCCUUGUUCGCUGCUACCAUCUCGAUCACAGCUAUCAUCACAUUCGACGGCGGAAAUAGACCUGGACUAGCAAAUAUGCUUACGAUCUUCUCAUGGAUGUUCAAUCGUCGAAUUAUGCAGGGCUUAAUCACAGCCGGCAUGUAUCCCGUUCUUAUGGCGCAGCUAGUCAUGCAUCGAGCAGGAGAGCGCCGUUUCUAUACUCUUUUCUUCGUGGUGCUGUCUUGGAUCGUUAUGACUGUCAUGCCUGAGUUCGAAGACCUUAACGCUGCUGCAUUUGAAGAGCACCUGAAGCAAGUUUCCCCGGUGGAAGCGUGUGGAGGCAACCCCGGUCCUAUGAGCUUUUGCCAGAGCAUCAAGGUUAAGAAGAGCUACGAGUUCUUCGCCCUGACUAUAGGCUUCCAAUUCAUUGUUCAUAUCAUUGCAUCAUGUCUGGUUAUCGACUGGAUUGUGCAAUUCGCCAAGAC
This is a messenger RNA of Fusarium redolens, 1269 nucleotides long. RefSeq lists its product as uncharacterized. The record is from RefSeq and is a predicted model, not a curated record. NCBI's taxonomy places the organism in Eukaryota, Fungi, Ascomycota, Sordariomycetes, Hypocreales, Nectriaceae. Bases 12 to 875 code for a protein of 287 amino acids. The transcript is spliced from 2 exons.